AUGCUAUCCACACUCCGACACACCUCGCGCGUGCGCGCGCGCGCCUCUUUGCCGUCGACUCUUCAUAUCGCGCGCGCCGUCGCGACCGCACCUGCAUCGACACAGAAACGCGCAGGCGACAUCUCAGACGCAUUCGCUUCUCUUAGUGGGAAGGAAUUCACGCCCCUCGAGCCGCGCUAUGCCACGUUGAAGAAGAACCUCAUUGCCGGUCGUGAGGAUGCAAUUCGAGCAUCAUGGGAGCGGCUGUUGAAGGACCUGCGCACAGAGAUCCCACAUAUUGUUGAGAUGGGAAGCAAAGUCGUUCCGGAGGUACAAUACAAGGAUAUUGUGAAGGGCACUGUUAGCCAGGAAUUCGUUGCGGAGCAUCGCAAACGAGGUGUCGCCAUUGUGAGGGGUGUCGUUGACGAAAAAGAGGCGCGUGGCUUUAAAGACGAGGUUGAGGACUAUGUUAGGAAAAAUCCGCAUACGAAGGCUUUUCCAUCCGACAACCCGCAAGUCUUCGAACUCUACUGGUCGCGACCACAGAUGCGGGCCCGCUUGCAUCCAAACAUGCUGAACACCCAGCGCUACCUGAUGUCAUUCUGGCAGGCCAAGGACCCACAUGCGCAGAUCUCGACGCAGCACCCCACAGCGUACGCGGACCGGCUGCGCAUCCGUCAGCCGGGUGACGCCAAGUUCGCUUUAGGCCCACACGUAGACGGCGGGUCGGUUGAGCGAUGGGAACCAGAGGGGUACGGACGCGGUGGCGUGUACGACAAGAUCUUCGAGGGGCGGUGGGAAGAGUACGAUCCAUGGGAGGCCGGCUCACGGCUGCCGGUCGUGUCGGACAUGUACCAGGGCGUAGGCGCGUGCAGCAUGUUCCGCAUGUUCCAAGGCUGGCUGAGCAUGAGCGAGACGGGUCCAAAUGAGGGUACGCUGUUGGUCAACCCACUUCUCUCUCGCGCCACGGCCUACAUCCUACUGCGACCGUUCUUCACGCCCAAGCGAGGCCCGACAGACCCCAAGUCCGACGUCUUUGACCCGGCCUUCCUCGAGGCCGGUAACUGGCAGCUCGAGCAGCCGGAACCCAGUUCGUGGCUGCAAGGCGCGACGCCCGGCCAGGGCCAGGAGCUGCGCGCGGCACUGCACCCGCACCUGGACCUCGCGCGCAGCAUGGUACACAUUCCCCGCGUCCGUCCAGGCGACUACGUGUCCUGGCACUGCGACGGCAUCCACGCCGUCGACAGCACGCACGCCGGCAAGGGCGACUCGUCGGUCAUGUACAUCCCGGCCUGCCCGCUCACCGAGGCCAACGCCGCCUACCUCACCCGCCAGCGCGACUGCUGGCUGCGCGGCGUGCCCAGCCCGGACUUUGGCGGCGGCGAGGGCGAGUCUCGCCACGUCGGUCGCCCGUCGCCCGAGUACGUGGCUGAGCUGGCCGGACAGGAGGGCAGGAGGGCUUGGGGUCUGGAGCAGUGGGAUAGCACGGCUGAGGGAUUGGCUCCGGGCCAGCGCGCGGUGUUGGACCGCGCGAACAAGGUGUUGGGGUUCCAUGUGUAG
Messenger RNA from Lasiodiplodia theobromae, 1539 nucleotides. RefSeq lists its product as uncharacterized. The coding region runs from base 1 to 1539 and encodes 512 amino acids. Lineage: Eukaryota; Fungi; Ascomycota; Dothideomycetes; Botryosphaeriales; Botryosphaeriaceae. The record is from RefSeq and is a predicted model, not a curated record. The transcript is spliced from 2 exons.